AUGAUCCACGACUAUUUCCAUCCCCUAUCCACUGACAUCUUCCUCACAGCUUUCAUGAGGUGUGGAACCACUUGGCUUAGAGCUCUCAUGUUCGCCACCGCCAACCGCCACCUUUACAAGUUUUCCGACCACCCUAUUCACCACACAGGACCCCACGCUAUUUUCCCGUCCCUGGAUUCUAAAAUUCUUCUGGAAUAUCCGGUAUCUACGUUCGACCGUCUCCCUUCUCCUCGACUGUUCGCCACACACUUUGCUCAUAGCUUGUUUCCGAUCUCGAUGACAUCACCAUUGUCGGCAUGCAAGUUUGUGUACGUGUGUAGAGACCCUAAAGACGUGCUAAUUUCAAAGUGGCACUUCAUGUGCAAAAUCCGGUCCGAGGAACUUACACCCAUUUCGUUUAAUGAAGCUUACGAGCUUUUCUGCAAUGGAGUCUCGGAGUUCGGACCUUAUUGGGACCAUGUGUUGGAGUACUGGAAAGCAAGCCAGGAAUCACCUGAGAAGGUCCUGUUCUUAAAGUAUGAGGAUAUCAAGAGGGAACCGUCAGUGGAGCUCAAGAAGUUGGCGGCGUUCAUGGGAAUGCCCUUCACGGCGGAGGAGGAGAAGGGAGGAGUGGUGGAAGAGAUUGUGAAGCUGUGUAGCUUUGAGAAUUUGAGUAAUCUUGAAGUGCAUAAGGAGGGUGGGGGUGUUCAGACGUUUACACAGCUGGUGGUGGAGUAUAAGAAUUAUUUUAGGAAAGGAACGGUGGGAGAUUGGAAAAAUUACUUGACAGAGGAGAUGAGAGAGCGGAUUGAUUCAAUCACUGAAGCCAAGUUUAAGGGUUCGGGGUUGACGCUGGGUCUUGGUCUCUAA
Lactuca saligna is the source of this 849-nucleotide messenger RNA. NCBI's taxonomy places the organism in Eukaryota, Viridiplantae, Streptophyta, Magnoliopsida, Asterales, Asteraceae. The record is from the annotation of a GenBank genome assembly.